Oncorhynchus gorbuscha (pink salmon) is the source of this 8157-nucleotide messenger RNA. Its product is annotated as putative leucine-rich repeat-containing protein DDB_G0290503. Bases 84 to 8021 code for a protein of 2645 amino acids. NCBI's taxonomy places the organism in Eukaryota, Metazoa, Chordata, Actinopteri, Salmoniformes, Salmonidae. The record is from RefSeq and is a predicted model, not a curated record. Gene Ontology annotation, molecular function: protein binding. The transcript is spliced from 94 exons.
GAAGAGUAUUCAGAAACUACGUUGGGAGCAGCCAGCUUUAUAAAAGCUAGACGACUGUGGAACGAGCAUAAGUCUGUCUGAGAAUGAUGGCAAGAAUACAGACAACUUUAAUUUGCCUCCUUCUCCCCUGUCUCCUUCAGGAUUCGUUAAGUAGACAUGUCCCCCAUGAAGGUGGCCAUGCUUUGCAACCUCGCAUCCAGAGAGACAUAAAGAAUGUAGAUCCCCCUGUGGUGUUACAGGGGCCAAUAACUCAUGGAAUGGAUGUAGACGCAAUCCUCCGGAAGCACAAUAUCACUUUACCAAAUGGCUACCUUGGUCAGUGCACUGUUGUGAACACCUGUGAGGGUCUGAAAGAGCAACUGGAGGACACAAACAGACAAUUGCAUGAGAAAACCAGCCACACCAUUCAACUGGAACAAGAAGUGUUUAAACUGAAGCUCACAGUGAGACAGUUGAGAGUGAAGUCUGCAACCUGCGGUCUGGAAACAUCAGAUCACAUUGCCAAACUGCAAGCUCAGUUGGAGGAUAAGAUGAGUCAAUUGGAACAGAUGUCGCAUGACAAUGGAAACCUGGUUCUGAGGAUCACAGCUCUUACCUAUGAAGUGAAUGAAUUACAGAAGAAGAACACAUCCACCUCAACUUCCACCAAGAUCACUGACCUACUGAGCCAGCUGGAGGAAAAGAAAAAACAAUUGCAGUUUAAAACAGAACAACUGGAAAAGAACAGUCACAGUUCUCAACGUAUUCUUGAGAUAAUUGAACUGCAGACCCAGAUCUGGGAGUUAGAGAAAACAAAUCGCAGUCUGGAGACUUUAACCCAAAUCACUGUUCUACAGAGACAACUGGAUGCCAAGAUCAAUGAACUGGAGAGCAACUCCGAAGGGAGUGAUGACUCCAAAAUAGUGGUGAUGAUGAUCACAUUAGAGAAUGAGAUUACAGAGCUACAGAAAAGGAUCUCGGAGCUCACUGAGGAAUCCAAAACUAAAAUGACUGAUCUACAGAGGCAACUGAAGGAGAUGAAACAGCAACUAAUUGACAAGAUAUUACAACUGCCUGACAACAACACUAACACUGAACUAACUGAGGAGAUUUUAGCAUUGCAGAAUGCAAUAAAUAACCUAUACAUACAAAUAUCAAACCUACAAAAGAAGACCAAUGCCCAACAUGCAGAGCUGCAGAAGAAUUUAAACAACAAGGAAAAACAACAAGAAGCUUGGAAGAAACAACUGAAGGGGGAGGACGAGACUAGCGUACAGCUGAUUAUGAAGAUAAUUUAUAUAAUGAGGGAACAAAGGGAUUUACAGAUACAAACAACACAGCAGAUGCAGACAACAGCAGCCCAGAUCACUGCACUUCUGCAACAAGUUCAGGACAAAGAGGAUGAGAUUGACAGAGUUCGGGCUGAAAACAAAGACCUGCAGAAACAGCUGAAGGAGAAUAAUGCAACGUGUUUCAGUCUCGAGAACAAAUAUGACCGGGUGAGGGGUGAAUUAGAGGACAAGAUAAACUUACUUAACAGUCAAAAUUCAGGCAUCUCCAAACUAGUUCUAAGUAUCAUGGUUCUGAAUGAUGAAGUGAAGUGGCUGAGGACUCAAAUCAUUUCUCCAGAAGCCGCAGACAAGAUCGAUGAGCUGCAGAAGCAACUGGAGCAGAAAAACCGAGAAUUAAAAACGAAGAGCAACGAACUGCAGGAAAAAAGUUCAAACGGACAAAGGAUUCUGAGAAUAAUUGAGGUGCAGAAUCUGAUAUGGGAGUUCCAGAAAGGAGUGGAUACUCAGAGCAACAUUUACCAGAUUGCAGUGCUACAGAAAGAGCUGAAUGACCUGACUGCUGAAAUGGAGGACAAGGCCGAUGACGACUCAAAACUGGUUCUGACGAUAACCACAUUACAGAGUGAGGUGGUCAACCUACAGAGAAUGCUGUCAGCUCUCAGUCAGUCAACCGCAGCCCAGAUAGUUCUAGGGCUGGAGAAGCAGUUGGAGGAUAAGAAGAAGCAGUUGGCCAAGCUGGUUGAGCAAAGUGGAAAGGGUCCAAAAAUGUCAAACCUUGAGAAUCAAAUAAGUGAAAUAGAAAAGAGAAUAGCAGAGCUAAAAGAAGAAAAUCCUGAAGCCAAGAUCACUGAGCUGACAACACAGCUUAAGGAAAGCGAGAGGCAGCUUGAGGAGAACAUAAAAAGACUGAAGAAGAAAGACAGCAAGAAUUCUUACCUGAUUAUGCAAAUUAUUCAUCUACAAAGGAAACUCAGAGACAUACAAAAUGCUGCAUCUCAGCAAUUCAAUGAAACUGCUGCUGAUGUUACUGCGCUUCAGGAACAACUAGAGGCCAGAGAGGAAGAGAGCGCCAGAUGUCAGGCCCAGAACAAAGACCUGGAGAAGAGGCUGGGCGAUAAGGAUGCACAGUGCUCUGGGCUCCAGGACCGAUAUGACAAUCUGCAAGAAAAGCUUGGUUCUGCAAUGAAUAAACUGGACAAUGUAACUGGAUACAACGACAAACUCGUUCUUGAGGUAUGGACCCUGACUAAUGAGGUAGACGAUCUAAAGAAGAGAACUGUGACUUCUGCAACUAAGAUCAAUGAGCUCCAAAAGUUGCUGGACGAGAAGAUCAAAGAACUGGCAAAGAAAACACAGGAACUGGAGGAUAAUGCUCCUCAACCAGAGAACGUUCUAAGGAUCAUUGCAAUACAGAAUGAGAUCUUGAACCUGCAGAAAGGAGUUAGCAAUGGGAUAAACUUUGACCAGAUUGCUGCACUUGAGAAUGAACUGGAUGCAUUGAUUGCCACAAUCGAGGAGAAGAACAAUGGCAACUGUAAACAGAUUCUGCAGAUCAUUGCACUCCAAAAUCAAGUGACAAGAUUGCAGAGGCAAGAGUUAGAGUUAAAUCAGUCAUCUGAGGCCAAGAUUGCUGAGCUAAAGAAUCAGCUACAGGAGACGAGAGACCAGCUGAAUGAAAAGAGAAACGAGCUGAAAGAAACUGACAGUAGAAUUCCACAACUCAUUGCAGAGACCAUGGGACUUCGUAACAAACUGACAGAGUUAGAAAGAACAUUAUCAGAGCUCAAACGGACAAGUGCUGACAAGAUGGAAGAUCUACAGAGUCUACUGAAGCAGAAGAGCAAGCAGCUUGAAGAAAACACUACACAACUGAGGGCUGUAGAUGCCAAAAAUGCAGAACAGAUUCUGAAGAUCAUUGAACUACAGAAACAAAUGAAUGAGAUACAGAUUGAAGCUUCAAAAGGCAAAGAUGAAACUGCAUCAGAAAUCUCUGCGCUUCAGGAACAACUAGAGGCCAGAGAGGAAGAGAGCGCCAGAUGUCAGGCCCAGAACAAAGACCUGGAGAAGAGGCUGGGCGAUAAGGAUGCACAGUGCUCUGGACUCCAGGACCGAUAUGACAAUCUGCAAGAUAAGCUUGGUUCUGCAAUGAAUAAACUGGACAAUGUAACUGGAUACAACGACAAACUCGUUCUUGAGGUAUGGACCCUGACUAAUGAGGUAGACGAUCUAAAGAAGAGAACUGUGACUUCUGCAACUAAGAUCAAUGAGCUCCAAAAGUUGCUGGACGAGAAGAUCAAAGAACUGGCAAAGAAAACACAGGAACUAGAGGAUAAUGCUCCUCAACCAGAGAACGUUCUAAGGAUCAUUGCAAUACAGAAUGAGAUCUUGAACCUGCAGAAAGGAGUUAGCAAUGGGAUAAACUUUGACCAGAUUGCUGCACUUGAGAAUGAACUGGAUGCAUUGAUUGCCACAAUCGAGGAGAAGAACAAUGGCAACUGUAAACAGAUUCUGCAGAUCAUUGCACUCCAAAAUCAAGUGACAAGAUUGCAGAGGCAAGAGUUAGAGUUAAAUCAGUCAUCUGAGGCCAAGAUUGCUGAGCUAAAGAAUCAGCUACAGGAGACGAGAGACCAGCUGAAUGAAAAGAGAAACGAGCUGAAAGAAACUGACAGUAGAAUUCCACAACUCAUUGCAGAGACCAUGGGACUUCGUAACAAACUGACAGAGUUAGAAAGAACAUUAUCAGAGCUCAAACGGACAAGUGCUGACAAGAUGGAAGAUCUACAGAGUCUACUGAAGCAGAAGAGCAAGCAGCUUGAAGAAAACACUACACAACUGAGGGCUGUAGAUGCCAAAAAUGCAGAACAGAUUCUGAAGAUCAUUGAACUACAGAAACAAAUGAAUGAGAUACAGAUUGAAGCUUCAAAAGGCAAAGAUGAAACUGCAUCAGAAAUCUCUGCGCUUCAGGAACAACUAGAGGCCAGAGAGGAAGAGAGCGCCAGAUGUCAGGCCCAGAACAAAGACCUGGAGAAGAGGCUGGGCGAUAAGGAUGCACAGUGCUCUGGACUCCAGGACCGAUAUGACAAUCUGCAAGAUAAGCUUGGUUCUGCAAUGAAUAAACUGGACAAUGUAACUGGAUACAACGACAAACUCGUUCUUGAGGUAUGGACCCUGACUAAUGAGGUAGACGAUCUAAAGAAGAGAACUGUGACUUCUGCAACUAAGAUCAAUGAGCUCCAAAAGUUGCUGGACGAGAAGAUCAAAGAACUGGCAAAGAAAACACAGGAACUAGAGGAUAAUGCUCCUCAACCAGAGAACGUUCUAAGGAUCAUUGCAAUACAGAAUGAGAUCUUGAACCUGCAGAAAGGAGUUAGCAAUGGGAUAAACUUUGACCAGAUUGCUGCACUUGAGAAUGAACUGGAUGCAUUGAUUGCCACAAUCGAGGAGAAGAACAAUGGCAACUGUAAACAGAUUCUGCAGAUCAUUGCACUCCAAAAUCAAGUGACAAGAUUGCAGAGGCAAGAGUUAGAGUUAAAUCAGUCAUCUGAGGCCAAGAUUGCUGAGCUAAAGAAUCAGCUACAGGAGACGAGAGACCAGCUGAAUGAAAAGAGAAACGAGCUGAAAGAAACUGACAGUAGAAUUCCACAACUCAUUGCAGAGACCAUGGGACUUCGUAACAAACUGACAGAGUUAGAAAGAACAUUAUCAGAGCUCAAACGGACAAGUGCUGACAAGAUGGAAGAUCUACAGAGUCUACUGAAGCAGAAGAGCAAGCAGCUUGAAGAAAACACUACACAACUGAGGGCUGUAGAUGCCAAAAAUGCAGAACAGAUUCUGAAGAUCAUUGAACUACAGAAACAAAUGAAUGAGAUACAGAUUGAAGCUUCAAAAGGCAAAGAUGAAACUGCAUCAGAAAUCUCUGCGCUUCAGGAACAACUAGAGGCCAGAGAGGAAGAGAGCGCCAGAUGUCAGGCCCAGAACAAAGACCUGGAGAAGAGGCUGGGCGAUAAGGAUGCACAGUGCUCUGGACUCCAGGACCGAUAUGACAAUCUGCAAGAUAAGCUUGGUUCUGCAAUGAAUAAACUGGACAAUGUAACUGGAUACAACGACAAACUCGUUCUUGAGGUAUGGACCCUGACUAAUGAGGUAGACGAUCUAAAGAAGAGAACUGUGACUUCUGCAACUAAGAUCAAUGAGCUCCAAAAGUUGCUGGACGAGAAGAUCAAAGAACUGGCAAAGAAAACACAGGAACUAGAGGAUAACGCUCCUCAACCAGAGAACGUUCUAAGGAUCAUUGCAAUACAGAAUGAGAUCUUGAACCUGCAGAAAGGAGUUAGCAAUGGGAUAAACUUUGACCAGAUUGCUGCACUUGAGAAUGAACUGGAUGCAUUGAUUGCCACAAUCGAGGAGAAGAACAAUGGCAACUGUAAACAGAUUCUGCAGAUCAUUGCACUCCAAAAUCAAGUGACAAGAUUGCAGAGGCAAGAGUUAGAGUUAAAUCAGUCAUCUGAGGCCAAGAUUGCUGAGCUAGAGAAUCAGCUACAGGAGAUGAGAGACCAGCUGAAUGAAAAGAGAAACGAGCUGAAAGAAACUGACAGUAGAAUUCCACAACUCAUUGCAGAGAUCAUGGGACUUCGUAACAAACUGACAGAGUUAGAAAGAACAUUAUCAGAGCUCAAACGGACAAGUGCUGACAAGAUGGAAGAUCUACAGAGUCUACUGAAGCAGAAGAGCAAGCAGCUUGAAGAAAACACUACACAACUGAGGGCUGUAGAUGCCAAAAAUGCAGAACAGAUUCUGAAGAUCAUUGAACUACAGAAACAAAUGAAUGAGAUACAGAUUGAAGCUUCAAAAGGCAAAGAUGACACUGCAUCAGAAAUCUCUGUGCUUCAGGAACAACUAGAGGCCAGAGAGGAAGAGAGCGCCAGAUGUCAGGCCCAGAACAAAGACCUGGAGAAGAGGCUGGGCGAUAAGGAUGCACAGUGCUCUGGACUCCAGGACCGAUAUGACAAUCUGCAAGAUAAGCUUGGUUCUGCAAUGAAUAAACUGGACAAUGUAACUGGAUACAACGACAAACUCGUUCUUGAGGUAUGGACCCUGACUAAUGAGGUAGACGAUCUAAAGAAGAGAACUGUGACUUCUGCAACUAAGAUCAAUGAGCUCCAAAAGUUGCUGGAUGAGAAGAUCAAAGAACUGGCAAAGAAAACACAGGAACUGGAGGAUAAUGCUCCUCAACCAGAGAACGUUCUAAGGAUCAUUGCAAUACAGAAUGAGAUCUUGAACCUGCAGAAAGGAGUUAGCAGUGGGAUAAACUUUGACCAGAUUGCUGCACUUGAGAAUGAACUGGAUGCAUUGAUUGCCACAAUCGAGGAGAAGAACAAUGGCAACUGUAAACAGAUUCUGCAGAUCAUUGCACUCCAAAAUCAAGUGACAAGAUUGCAGAGGCAAGAGUUAGAGUUAAAUCAGUCAUCUGAGGCCAAGAUUGCUGAGCUAGAGAAUCAGCUACAGGAGACGAGAGACCAGCUGAAUGAAAAGAAAGACGAGCUGAAAGAAACUGACAGUAGAAUUCCACAACUCAUUGCAGAGAUCAUGGGACUUCGUAACAAACUGACAGAGUUAGAAAGAACAUUAUCAGAGCUCAAACGGACAAGUGCUGACAAGAUGGAAGAUCUUCAGAGUCUACUGAAGCAGAAGAGCAAGCAGCUUGAAGAAAACACUACACAACUGAGGGCUGUAGAUGCCAAAAAUGCAGAACAGAUUCUGAAUAUCAUUGAACUACAGAAACAAAUGAAAGCAAUACAAACGGAAGCUUCAAAUGCCAAAGAUAAAAGUGCAUCAGAAAUCUCUGAGCUACAGGAACAACUUAAGGCCAAGGAGAAGCUGAAUGCAAGACUUGACUCCAAAAACAGAGAGCUGGAGAAACUUCAGAAGGAAAUGAAAAUGGAAUGUGAUGAAAUCCAGCACAGGUGCAAAGAGGUACAGCUUCAAACGGAUCAAAACCAAGAGGACUUGCGUAAAAUGCAGCAGCAAUUGCGAGAGAAGGAGUCAGCCUUCAAUAGACUGCAGCAGCAACUCAGAGACAGCAAGGAUGACAAUGCCAGACUACAGGAGAGAAAUAAGAGUUUGCAAGAGGAGAAUGACAAACUCAAGAUGAAUUUACAAGAUCUUAUGGUAGAUCCAGAAACGGUUGUCCAUAGGACUAAGGUGGCCUUCGACCCGGACACAGCCCAUCCUAAAAUCAUUCUGUCACCGGAUGAGACAGUAAUGUCUGUAGCAGAACAGCGACAGAAUGUCCCCAACGAUCCAGGGCGGUAUGACUUGUCUCUUGCUGCUCUUGGAAAGACUGGGUUUAACAGGGGGAGAAAUUACUGGGAGGUUGAAGUGGCUGGGAAGACAUGUUACAAUAUCGGAGUUGCCAGAGGAUCAGCUAAUAGGAAGGGGCAGCUGAAACUAAAACCAGCAGAAGGCUACUGGACCAUAAUCUUGACAAAACAAGGUGUGCUCAAAGCCCUUGCAGCUCGGCCACUUGAUAUUCAGCUGCCUGCGGUCCCCCAGAAGUUAGGAAUACUGUUAGACUACAAGAAGGGAGAGGUCUCUUUCUACAAUGCAGAUACCAGGUCUCUUCUCCAUACAUUCACAGGCAAUAGAUUCACAGAUAAACUAUAUCCAUUCUUCAAUUCCUGUCUGGAGACUAAUGAUGAGGAUUCUCCGAUUGUCUUAACUCGUGUUGGUUCGGUGUCAUGGAUAGACUAGAGAAUGCAUUUGAAAUCAAAUUAAUUUCUGUAUAAAAUCACAUUUCUUUUCAAUUUUUUUCUGUGGUAGUGAUUCAAGAUAAAGUAAUUUCAAUUAUGCAUUUUCAAUCAUUCAACAAAUAAAAUAUUGCACCUGA